Molecule: messenger RNA, 878 nt
Organism: Olea europaea var. sylvestris
Lineage: Eukaryota; Viridiplantae; Streptophyta; Magnoliopsida; Lamiales; Oleaceae
Product: desiccation protectant protein Lea14 homolog
Exons: 2
Coding region: 225-692 (155 amino acids)
Biological process (GO): response to desiccation
Cellular component (GO): cytosol
Source: RefSeq, a predicted model, not a curated record
CACGCCACGCCACCGCACUUUUGAUACACGCAUUGCACCCAUCGUUCUCUGCGUUGACAAUCCGACGCUUUUUGCGCAGAUCUCUAAACACGGAAAAUUCCACCACAGUCCAUUUAACCCAAUCGCGUGUACCAAUAAAAUCAUCGCCAUACCCGACCCGUAUAGAUACACCCUCAAAUUCAUCGUCUUCUCUGAACGAAAACAAGGUACUUUCUGAAACAGAAAUGGAUUUGGUGGACAAAGCGAAGAAUUUCGUAGCUGAAAAGGUUGCUAACAUGGAAAAACCCGAAGCAUCCAUAACGGAUGUAGACCUUAAGGAUAUCGGCAUGAGCGGCAUAACCUAUUUGGUUAAGGUUUCUGUUAGCAAUCCAUACAGCGUUCCUAUUCCAAUCGGAGAAAUUAAUUAUUCUCUCAAAAGUGUCGACAGGGUGAUUGCUUCGGGCACUAUUCCGGACCCGGGAUCGUUGAAGGGGAAUGACAAUACCAUGCUAGAUGUGGGAAUAAAGGUGCCACAUAGUGUGUUGGUUAGCCUAAUAAGGGACAUUGGUGCAGAUUGGGAUAUUGAUUAUCAACUGGACUUGGCUCUCAUUAUUGAUCUGCCUGUCAUUGGGAACAUUACAAUCCCUCUUUCUCAGAAGGGUGAGAUGAAACUCCCGACUUUCGCCGAUAUGUUUAGAUCAAAAGACGUGUAAACUCAGGGUCAGACGAAAUUACCUAUUCUCUGGAUUCUAGCUUAUUAGUACAUUGUUAUGGAUUUCUUGUGUUGGUUUUAUGAAAUUUGAUGCAUACUUUUAUGCUUAAAUAUGUUUUUGGAUCUUUGUUGUACUAUAUUGAACCUUCGAAGAGUCUUAUUAUAAGUAAUGAAGGAUCUUUUGUCC